Molecule: messenger RNA, 882 nt
Organism: Anopheles nili
Lineage: Eukaryota; Metazoa; Arthropoda; Insecta; Diptera; Culicidae
Exons: 2
Coding region: 1-747 (248 amino acids)
Molecular function (GO): N-acetyltransferase activity
Source: RefSeq, a predicted model, not a curated record
AUGGUAUCGAAGAAUGGUUCGCAAGUUAUCGAAAUUAUACGAUAUGAAGAUCGCUACCACGAGCAGGCUAUGGAAGUACUACGGAAGUCAUUCUUCUUGCACGAAACUGUGUGCAUUGGAACAGAAGUAAACCUCACGCCGCAGGCACAAAAAGACCUUGAACAGCUAUGUCACGAUGUGGCCGACGACGGCGUAUCAAUGAUCGCAAAGCACGUGCCAACCGGCACGGUUGUAGGAGUUUCGUUUAAUGUGCUGCAGACCCCACGCAAUCCUGACAAUCGCAGUUAUUUUGAACGAUUUCGAGAUAGCAAAUGCACCACAGAUAGCUCACGAGAGCUGCUGCAAUACAUGAUUGCAAUGGACGCCAAGGUGAAUCUGUUUGAGAGGUACAAUAUUUCCUGUCUGCUGGAGAUAAUGUACCUUUCAACUUUGCCCAAUUAUGCAGGGUAUGGUAUUGCAACGCUGCUGGUGGAACAAUCCGUUCGAUUGGCUGAAAAGUUAAAAAACGCAACUGAGGUAGCAAUUUUCAAUCAUACGAAUUCACAUUUGACGCAAUUGAGAAACCCUAAACGACCCCAAAUCGUCUCGGGUCUUUUUUCAUCGAAAAUAUCGCAACGAAUCGGAGAAAAAGUUGGAUUUACGUUUGUUAUGGAAGUACAACAUUCAGAAUUUGUUUUCAAAGAUAAAACCUUCGCUGAAAGGGUUCCCGAUCAUCCAUCUUCUAAAAUCGCAGUUAAGUUUAUUUAAAUUGUUAUUUAUGUGAAAACGGUACUUUGCGAAUAUUAGGCAAGAGGAUCAUAUGAAUAUCCAUUUUAUACAAAAAGCAGAAAAAAAAUCUAUAUAUGGUAAUAGUUUUUCAUAUGUUUUCCAAUAAAGUGUUUU